Mytilus californianus (California mussel) is the source of this 2615-nucleotide messenger RNA. Its product is annotated as phosphatidylserine lipase ABHD16A-like. NCBI's taxonomy places the organism in Eukaryota, Metazoa, Mollusca, Bivalvia, Mytilida, Mytilidae. Gene Ontology annotation, biological process: phosphatidylserine catabolic process; monoacylglycerol catabolic process. Bases 69 to 1664 code for a protein of 531 amino acids. The record is from RefSeq and is a predicted model, not a curated record. The transcript has 20 exons. Gene Ontology annotation, molecular function: glycerophospholipase activity; monoacylglycerol lipase activity. Gene Ontology annotation, cellular component: endomembrane system.
UAUUAUCCUUUCUCAAUAUAAACGUAGUUGACAUUGACCCAUAAGAGAUGUUUUGUUGAACAAGCAAAAUGUCAUUAAUUCGGCAAAUAUACAAUCUAUACAGAUGCUGUAGGGGACCUCGGUUAUUUAGAAAACACAGUGAUGAUACCCAUCAGGGUAAAGCAUAUGUUCCCAAUAUAAUAGAAUCUGGUGCAGACAAAGUAAUUAAUGUGAUAAGAUUUUGUUACUCAUUUACCUACUGGACCUCACCAGUAGUACUAACCGUUCUGUACAGGAGGGGAUAUUUUACUCAGGAAGGAGGUAAAACAUUACUUGGUUAUGUAUUGUCAAUAUCAUUUGUAUAUGGUCUGGCCUAUAUGAUGCGAGGUAUAGGGAGAGCAUAUAAUGCAGAUUAUACCUUAUUCCUUGAAAUACUGCUUGCAGCAGAGAAGUCAUGUACACUACAGAAUAGGAAAAUGUUAGCAGGUUAUGACUUUGAAUUCUGGGGCUGGCCAAUUGAUUUCAAAUGGAGUGAUGUAAAUAGCAGGGAAGUGAAAAGAACAAAGAUACAGGUUCCAAAAUCUUCUGCUACAUUAGGUCUAUCUAAAGUUCUCCAUUAUCCUGCAACACUAGUCAGCUAUAUGUGUGCACACACAUUUGGUAGACGUAUGAUGUAUCCUGGAGCUACAGCCCUGAUGAAUACAUUACUAGAACCAACUUUAUGCCAGAAUAGAUCCAAACUGAUUGAAGAGAAACAUGGUUUGAGAGCCAAGGUACAGACAGAAGAUAAGAAUGAGAUUGAUACUCUCUUCUUUGAUAGACGUAAUUCAGUUGGCAGUAAUGGCAAAACAUUGGUAAUAUGCUGUGAGGGCAAUGCAGGUUUUUAUGAGAUUGGAUGUACAGUUACACCAAUGGAAGCUGGGUAUUCUGUAUUAGGAUGGAAUCAUCCUGGAUUUGCUGGCAGUUCUGGUGCACCCCUCCCAGACCAGGAACAGAGUGCUAUAGAUUCAGUUAUUCAGUAUGCGAUUCAUAAACUAGGGUUCAUGCCAGACAAUAUAGCCUUAUUUGCUUGGUCUAUUGGAGGAUACUCAGCCACAUGGGCAGCUAUGAAUUACCCUGAUAUUAGUUUUGUAAUUUUAGAUGCAACAUUUGAUCAUGUUUUACCCUUAGCUGAAGCCAGAAUGCCCAAGUCUUUCAAUAGCAUAACAAAACUAACAAUAAACAACUACCUGAAUUUAGAAAAUAGUGAGCAAUUAUGCAGAUAUCCAGGUCCAAUACUGCUUAUAAGAAGACUAGAGGAUGAAAUGAUUACAACUCAAGGUGAUGGCCGAGGUACAGUUCUAGAGAGUAAUAGAGGAAAUUAUUUACUGCAGCAUCUACUUCAAUACAGAUACCCAAAUAUUGUAGAUGAAACAACAUUUAGUGUAUUAUCAAGAUGGUUAAGUAAACCCAUUUCACAGCAAGAAGACAUUUUUGAUGGUGAUCUUUGCCUUUCACAAAUGAAAUCUUACAUAAAUGAAAAUUCAGAUAGUUUUCCUUGUUUAAUAGGUGAAGGUUUUACACAGGAAGAAAAAGAAAGCAUGACUUUAUUUUUGGCAUCUAAAUAUAUGAGCGAGUUUAAUUCAACACACUGCUCACCGCUACCAUCAGCCUUGUUCCAUAGACCAUGGACUCCUGGGAUGUAAACUUAUCUAAGACAUUACAAUAUUUUAAUUUAUUCUUUAAAUUUGAUAUAUUUUUUUUGUAUAUCUCCAUUUCUUUAAAAGGAAUGUGACUUUGAACGACAUCUUGAGACCUUUUCACUCAGGUUACCUUGUCAUUACAAUGUUUUUUUAUAGCUACAAAGGUUAAUAUAAAUGAAAUGUUAAAUACAUUAGAGUACAUGUCUGAGGGUGUGGAUGGGGGUUUACAGAAUAGAGAAUGAUGUGCAAAAGAUAUAAAGAAUAGAGAAAAAUGGACCCAAAAAAUAAAGAAUAGAGUAUAACUAGGUGCUAAAAUAUAAAGACUAUUGGUCAAAAAGUAUAAAGAAUAAAGAAAAAUGGCCUAAAAAAUUAAAGAAUACAGAAAUGAAGGAUCCCCAUCCAGACCCUCAUGUACCACCAUUGGAAUAAACUUUAAAGUUUCAUGCAGUGAAGAUGUUACUAGUACAUUAAUACAUGUUAGUCACCCAUUGAAGGAACUUUUACAUUGUUUGCUAUGAGUUGUUAUAGUAAAACUUCACUGUCAGUAUUAAGGAUGAUCUACCCUUUUGUUGUUUCGAUGCUAAACAUAUGGAAAUUUUAUAGAAAAUCCACAGCCUUUCCUCGUAUACUCUUAUAUUUGAUAUUAUUUACUAAAUAGAUAGGGGAAUACUGCAUGAAGAGAUUUUAGGUAAAACAAGUACAUAUAUGGACCAAUUCAAGUACACCUUUAAGGGUGUGCUCAACUAGUUACUCAGCACAAGUUUUUUUUUAUUGUAAAGGUCGUUUAGGACUUUUUGUAAACAAUAAACUCUAGCAUAACAUAGAUAAACUAGUGAGUUAUCUAGGUUUCAAAUUUCAUAAAGAAAGUCUCUGUACUAAAAUCUUAGCUUGAUUUGCCACAAAAUCCAUAUUUUCUAUUUUAUGCAAUUAGACAAUAAAUAUAAUUUCUGUGAA